Branchiostoma belcheri (Belcher's lancelet) is the source of this 1293-nucleotide messenger RNA. RefSeq names its product solute carrier family 35 member G2-like. The record is from RefSeq and is a predicted model, not a curated record. Gene Ontology annotation, cellular component: membrane. Lineage: Eukaryota; Metazoa; Chordata; Leptocardii; Amphioxiformes; Branchiostomatidae. The transcript is spliced from 3 exons. Bases 1 to 1080 code for a protein of 359 amino acids.
AUGGCACCGGGUGGUGACGGCGAGGACUCUGAGAAGUUGGAGGAACUUUUUCAAGAUCAGAAUUCUGAUGAAGAUCCGGAAAAAGACUUCGAUUGGUGCCUUUGGUUCAAGAAACAGUGGGGCGUGGCCGCCUGCCUGGCAUCCGGCCUUUUUAAAGGUGUCGUGCCUGCGGCAUUUCGAUAUGUAGAAGACAGAGGAUACACGGAGUACCAGCUGAACUUCUUCAACGAUCUGCUACUGGCUUCAGCCGGUCUGUGCGUCGCCGGUUGCACAGAGACGAGCCUCAUCCCAACCACCUACAAGCAAGCCCGGAGUUUGAUGUUCCAAGGAGUGGGUCGUUUCUUCGCCAUCCUUUGCCAGUUCUCUGCCUAUCGGUACCUUCCUCCUGCCAACGCCGAAAUCGUGAUGGGCCCCAGCGGAAUAGUCUUUACUGCGAUUCUAUCCCUCAUUUUUCUUCAAGAGAUCCCGACGCAUGCUACAAUAUUUGGGAGCUUAUGGUGCAUAGCAGGUGUUGUACUAAUUGGUUAUAGCGGCAUGAUCAACGAGGUCCCCUCUACGACUAUCGACUCGCACAAUGUUGGUCUAGGAAUGGCGCUGGCCAUCGUCACAGCACUCUUAUUCGCUAUGCUGAGCGUUGACGUUAAAGGCCUCCUGGCAUCCGGCACGUCGACAACGAUGGUUUUAUCAUACGCUUACAGUAUACCUACAAUAUUGGCAGGGGUAACGGCGAUUUUUACGAGUAAAACGUGGCUCCUUGAGCCAACAAGUGCCGCAGUCUUGUGUGCAGGCCUUUUAGGUAAGUUCGGAGGAACCGUGCUCCUAUACGCUGGCAUGAAGCUGGUUGAGGUCAAUGCUGCAACUGCCCUGCAGCAAGUCAAUGCGUUUUCGGGCUUCUGGCUGCAGUGGGCGAUCAUCGGUUUUGCUCCGACUAUUUUUGAUGGUUUUGGUCUGACGUGUAUAUUCAUAGGAACGGUUUCUAUUGUUAUAUGGGAGGCGAUAGUCCGUCGGAAGAAAGACGAAUAUACCAAAUUCUUGAAUCAGCUGGACUUCAAUGUCACACCACCGAACAAUGACUCUUGAACUGCAGUGUGCUAUUAUGCUCCAACAAAAAAAAAAUCACACAACUAUCAUUGAAAACAGAAAUUGGGAGUUUUCAUUUUCCACUGCUUCCAAGUCAAACCCCACAUUAGUAAAGUUGAUUCAGAACCAUACUAGAGACCAGCAACGUACACGAUGUAGUGUAACACUUAUAGUACAUCAUAUUUAUGAAUGUAUACUAUUAGACAUGUGUAU